This is a messenger RNA of Neofelis nebulosa (Clouded leopard), 5481 nucleotides long. RefSeq names its product NRDE-2, necessary for RNA interference, domain containing (gene NRDE2). Gene Ontology annotation, biological process: RNA processing; negative regulation of RNA catabolic process; regulatory ncRNA-mediated post-transcriptional gene silencing. The transcript has 14 exons. Lineage: Eukaryota; Metazoa; Chordata; Mammalia; Carnivora; Felidae. The record is from RefSeq and is a predicted model, not a curated record. Bases 136 to 3630 code for a protein of 1164 amino acids. Gene Ontology annotation, molecular function: protein binding. Gene Ontology annotation, cellular component: catalytic step 2 spliceosome.
CGGGUCAAGCCCCAGGGAGUGCGAGUGGGAAAAACCACACUUCCCAGAGUGCACCGCAACCGCGAAGGCCUCACUACCGGCGUCCGCUCGCCGGCGCCAUUUCUGGAGAGGGGAACGGCGGUGCGGCCUGCAGUCAUGGCGCUGUUCCCGGCCUUUGCAGGCAUUGGUGAGACUUCCGGUAGCGGCAGCGCCAGGAAAGAAUUAGACUGGCUGAGCAACCCAAGCUUUUGUGCUGGAGCCAUAACCUCUCUGAGCCAACAAACUGAAGGGGCCACAGCCCUGGUUUCUGAAGGGUCACCUCUGACAAGGAGCCCUCUGAAAUCAGAGCCUUCGGAUGAAAGUGACACUAACAAAAAGCCCAAACAAACAAGCAGAAAAAAGAAGAAAGAGAAAAAGAAGAAAAGGAAGCAUCACCACAAGAAAACUAGGAGAAAACACGGGCAGUCCAGUAGCAGUGGGUCUGAGCCAGAUAGUGAUUCUGAAAAGGAUAAAACUUCCAGAAGCAUUAGAGACAGUAAAAAGGAAUCCGAGAAACCAAACCGAGAAGGGAACGCCGUCGCUGAUACUGGGCACCGCUGCAUCUGGCUUGAGGAUGUUCAGGCUCUCACAGGGGAAACCUUCAGAACAGAUAAGAAACCGGAUCCUGCAAACUGGGAGUACAAGUCUCUCUACCGAGGAGAUAUAGCAAGAUACAAGAGGAAAGGAGACUCCUGCCUUGGCAUUAACCCUAAGAAGCAGUGCAUAUCCUGGGAGGGGGCUGCCACAGAAAAGAAGCACUCACACAAGCAUGUCGAGCGCUAUUUCACGAAGAAGAGCGUGGGACUGAUGAACAUUGACGGAGUCGCCGUUGGCGGUAAAACCGAACCUCCCUCAUCUGAGCCGGUCUCAUUUAUCCCAGUGAAGGGCUCCGAUGAUGUGGCUCCUCCUGUUACGACCUGGUUGAACCCUCUGGGGAUUUAUGAUCAGUCCACCACGCAGUGGUUACAAGGACAGGGUCCUUCAGAGCAAGAAUCAAAGCAGCCAGACUCACAGACAGACAGAGAGCAUGCCCUGCUCAAGGCCAAGGUGGAGGAGUUUAACAGGAGAGUUCGGGAGAAUCCCCGGGAUAUUCAGCUGUGGAUGGCAUUUGUUGCUUUUCAGGACGAGGUCAUGAAGAGCCCUGGCCUGUAUGCCAUCGAGGAAGGAGAGCAGGAAAAGCGGAAGCGGUCUCUGAGGCUCGUUCUGGAGAAGAAGCUGGCCAUCCUGGAGCGGGCCAUCGAAAGCAACCAGAGCAGCGUGGACCUGAAACUCGCCAAGCUGAAGCUCUGCUCCGAGUUCUGGGAGCCCUCCGCCCUGGCCAAAGAGUGGCAGAAACUGAUCUUUCUGCAUCCCAACGAUACAGCCCUGUGGCAGAAAUACCUUUUAUUCUGCCAGAGCCAGUUUAGCACCUUUACGGUGUCAAAAAUUCACGGUCUGUACGGCAAGUGCUUGAGCACCUUGUCUGCCGUGAAGGACGGCAGCAUCUUAUCGCACCCCGCCCUGCCGGGCACCGAGGACGCCAUGUUUGGUCUCUUUCUUCAGCAAUGCCACUUCCUGCGGCAGGCUGGUCACUCUGAGAAGGCAGUCUCUCUGUUCCAGGCCAUGGUCGACUUCACCUUCUUCAAACCCGACAGUGUGAAAGACCUGCCCACCAAAGGACAGGUGGAAUUCUUUGAGCCCUUCUGGGACAGUGGGGAGCCCCGGGUUGGCGAGAAGGGCGCCCGAGGCUGGAGAGCGUGGAUGCACCAGCAGGAGCGGGGCGGCUGGGUGGUCAUCAGUCCAGAUGAUGAUGAUGAUGAGCCAGAAGAUGAGGACCAGGAAAUAAGAGAGAAGAGUCUGCCCAGGUGGCAGAUCUGGCUUGCCACCGAGCGGUCCCGAGACCAGAGGCACUGGCGGCCGUGGCGCCCUGAUAAGACCAAGAAGCAAACCGAGGAAGACUGUGAGGAUCCAGAGAGACAGGUGCUGUUUGAUGACAUUGCCCAGUCUAUGAUCCGUCUUUCCAGCCAGGAUCUUCAGUUUCAGCUGGUUGCGGCCUUUCUGCAGUUCCUGGGCGUGCCUUCUGGCCUCAGCCCUCCAGCCUCCUGCCUCUACCUGGCCAUGGAUGAGAACAGCAUCUUCGAUGACGGGCUUUGUGACGAAAUGCCACUGACUUUUCUCAACCUUUCCUCUUCUGGUGUCAGCUGUGUUGGCUGCUCAGACCCACUGGGCCACCGGCGCUGGACCCGGGGUCACAAUCGAGAGGGCGAGGAGUUCAUCCGCAACAUCUUUCACCUUGUGAUGCCUUUGUUUUCAGGCCGGAAGAGGUCUCAGCUCUGCUUCUCUUGGUUACGGUACGAGAUCGAGAAGGUCAUUUGGUGUCUGCACACUAAAAACAAGAAGAGGCUAAAGUCACAGGGAAAGAACUGCAAGAAACUAGCCAAAAAUCUCCUGAAGGAGCCAGAAAACCGCAACAGUUUUUGCCUCUGGAAGCAGUACGCACAUCUGGAGUGGCUGCUUGGCAACACCGAGGACGCCAGGAAGGUGUUCGAUAUGGCGCUCAGCAUGGCGGGGGGCAGAGACCUGAGGGACCGUGAGCUGUGUGAGCUCGGCCUCCUCUACGCCGGGCUGGAGGCGGAGCUGUUGCCGGACCCGAGAGGGGCCGCCACGGCGCGAGCCGUUCACGUACUGACCAGGCUGACGGAGCAGGGGCCCUGCGGGCCCUACUCCGGGCAGGCGCUGGCCGUUCACAUCUUGAAAGCUCGGAAGGCGUACGAACACGCGCUGCAGGACUGUUUGGGCGACAGCUGUGUGUCCGCUCCGGCUCCCAGCGACUCCUUCGACCGCCUGACUAGCCUGGUGAAAUGCUUCAUGCUCUUUCAGUACUUGACCGUAGGGAUCGAUGCGGCCGUGCGGGUGUACGAGCAGGUGCUCGCAAAACUGAAGGGCUCUGUGCCCCCAGGGGGCUCCGGCCCGGAGGACGGUGCCCGCGCCCAGGGCCCCCACGGCGCGCUGGAGGCCGUGACGCUGAUGCACACGAGCCUGCUCAGGUUCCACACGAAAGUCAGCCUUUACCCCCUGGCUCCUCUGCGACAGGCUCUCUCCGAGGCGUUAAGGUUGUACCCAGGCAACCAGGUGCUUUGGCGGGCAUACGUGCAGAUUCAGAGCAGGUCCCACGCAGCCAGUGAGACCAGAAGAUUUUUCGACGCGGUCACCAGGUCUACCAAACUCUUGGAGCCUUGGUUGUUUGCGAUCGAGGCCGAGAAAAUGAGGAAGAGACUGGUGGAGAGUGUUCAGAGGGUAGAUGGUAGAGAGGUCCACGCCACAAUUCCCGAGACCGGCUUGACACAUCGCAUCAGAGCCCUGUUUGAAAAUGCGUUGCGGAGCGACAACGGCAGCCAGUGCCCCUUACUGUGGAGGAUGUACCUGAAUUUUUUGGUUUCCUUAGGAAACAAAGAAAGGAGCAAAGGCGUGUUCUACAAAGCACUUCAGAAUUGUCCCUGGGCGAAGGUGCUGUACCUGGACGCCGUGGAGCACUUCCCCGAAGAGAUGCAGGAGGUCCUGGACCUGAUGACGGAGAAGGAGCUCCGGGUGCGCCUGCCCGUCGAGGAGCUGGCGCUUCUGCUGGAGGACUAGACCAGGAGGGAAUGGGCCCUGCCUUCCGGGCCUCUCGCCUGCCCCCCCCAACCCCCCCACCGGAGCCGGGAUGCACAGGACGGGGACGCACGCGUGUGAGCAUGUGUCACGAGACCUCCGCUUUUCAAGUUUCUUAAUUCUUAGUAAUUUGGGUCUGGGUUAUCAGUCUUUUACCUCUUGCACAUUGUUUGGAUGUGUGAAGGACACAGAACCAUAGUUUACAUAUUGUAUAUGUGAAUGUGUGUAUGUAGGGAAGAAUCCUGCCAAGUGAAAACUAAACCCGUCGUGGCUGGUGUGCGGGAGGUCUGUUCCACUCCUCUGCCCGGCUGUGAACAUUCCCCAUCUGCAUCCUUGGUGGUCCUGCCGUCGUGGUAGGAAAGGUCUGGUUUCUGAGCACUCGGACCUCUCCCCGCAGCUGGUGAGCAGGAGAGCAGCUUUUGCCCUUAAGAGCCGUUUAAAACUUGGUGUUCUGGCCUCGCUCCUGUUUUAAAAGUUUCUCAUUAUUUGCUAGGCUCUUGAUGCCACCUCCCUUCUGUGGACCAGGAGCAUCACCUGGGGGCUUGUUAGAGAUGCAGCCUCCGGGCCCACCUCAGCCCUUCUGAGUCAGGGCCUGCACUUGAGCAGGACCCCCUGGGGACUUAGGUGCACCAAGUGUGGGGGCGCUGCCCAAAGGACCCCUGCCUGGGGGCUGUGACACAGAGGCCCAGACCCAGACCUGCCAGGCCACAUUCUUGUUUUGAUUUCUGAGGGUAUGAAUGGAAUGAAACGUAAAUAUCCACAUUCAGACCACUUUCUUCUGAAAAGGACACACCCUUGCAGUCAUUAAGGACACUGAGCUAGGAGGAAAUUGCUCUAUCUUCCCUGAGGUCCUGCUCUAAGAGAAACGCGGACAGCUGCUGACUCUAUCGUGAUCUCUAGAAUGGCUGAAGUUGUAUUUCUUUGGCGUCUCAUCCAGAGAAGCCCGUGUCGUGGAAGAGAAUCUUGCCUAGAAGCCAGCGGACACUGGUGGGGGAGAAGGGCGGCGGGUCAGGGCACCCGAGGAAGGUGGCUGGCCAGCCAAAUGGACGCUUGCCUCGAUCUGCCCCGCUUCCUUCACGGCUUCAAGACUGAACUGUUCAGAGAGGGGAGAAGUGCCGGAAAUGGAUGAAGAAAGGUAAGGGGGAGCUCUAACAGGUUUUGAGAACCCUUGAGGGGGAUGAGGUUUCUGAACCUAAGAACGAGCAGGCAGGGCAGAUUCCCGUUGGGAACCUUGCUUAGUAACGCCAAUACCUUCCUGCCCCAAGAAUGCUAGAACCUUCAUGCUCCACAGACCUUCCAGAAGGGAAAGCGGAGUUUCCUUCUGAAGCCAGAACCACACAGUUGACCCCUGUUGCUUAAACAGCAGAGAACGCUGGCUUUGCGGCUGCUGUUGUCCAGCCCUGCCACCGGCUCUGGGGAGGAGGGCAGGGCAGGAGGCGUUCAGGUCUACACUCCUGGCCAUCGCCCAGAAGCUUCCCUAACGCCUUGGUCCACCUAAUGCCGGACCGGCUGCUGAGCGGCUGGCGUGGAGGCUCCAGAAACGGGACGAACUGAGGAGGCGCUCACUUUAUUGGGGGGAGAACACUGCAUGUGGCCAACACAUGAAGGCAGCCUGGCGGGCACCCUACACACUGCGCUCAAAAAGGGACACGGGAGGUUUUGCUAAGAAGGAUCAACAGGAACGUGCGUUCCUCUGGGCGGCUUCCCAGCCUCAUCCCUCCGAGGAGUCGGGACACCCCGACCGUUUCCUUGAAGGCAGAUGUGGUCACUACAAGUAGAGCCCUUCAGGGGUGCCUUCUUGUUUUUUAUAAAGAACGUUUUCUUUUGAUUUUU